UCUUCUUCUUCUUCUUCAAUCUUCUCCAAUUUCCUUUCCAUUGUGUUUGUGGGUUCCUUCUUCGCCAUUAAUGGCGUUUCUGAGCUUCUGAAGACUUGUUGAACAGAGUUUCUGUUUCAAUGGCGGCUUCCGGUGGUGGUUUUAAUUACCGGAAUGGGACUCAGAGAAGCUCGCUUAAAGUAGAUAGGCCUCUCUCCGUCAACUCUAAUCCGAAGAACAGCGUCAAAUCGAAGCCUUUGUCGUCUUCUGCGGUCGUCCGUCGGAACAGCACCGGCUCCAUUGCUGCCUCCCCCAAGGACGAUACCGGAGUUCCGGGGAGAGUUCGAGUAGCUGUAAGAUUGCGGCCCCGAAAUUCGGAGGAAUUGGUAGCAGAUGCCGAUUUUGCUGAUUGUGUAGAAUUACAGUCAGAGCUAAAAAGGUUGAAAUUACGGAAAAACAAUUGGGACUCUGAUACAUUUGAGUUUGAUGAAGUGCUUACGGAGUUUGCAUCACAAAAACGUGUUUAUGAAGUUGUGGCAAAGCCUGUUGUGGAGAGCGUCCUGGAAGGUUAUAAUGGGACAGUCAUGGCAUAUGGUCAGACUGGUACUGGUAAAACAUAUACGCUUGGACGACUUGGAGAGGAAGACACGGCUGCUCGUGGUAUAAUGGUGCGCGCAAUGGAGGACAUUUUUGCAGAUAUUUCUCUAGAGACUGAUUCUGUGGCAGUUUCCUAUUUGCAGCUUUAUAUGGAGACUAUACAGGACCUUCUUCAUCCUGCAAAUGAUAAUAUUGCGAUCGUGGAGGAUCCAAAAAGUGGAGACGUCUCAGUACCUGGGGCUACUCUAAUUGAAAUUAGGGACCAGCAGAGUUUUUUGGAACUAUUAAGACUAGGAGAAGCUCACCGUUUUGCUGCAAAUACAAAGUUGAAUACUGAAUCUUCGCGUAGUCAUGCUAUUUUGAUGGUACAUGUGAAGAGGCAUGUAAAAGGAAAAGAAUCAACUCUUUCAAAUGAAAAUGGUAACUCCCACAUGGUAAAAAAUCUAAAGGCUCCUAUUGUUCGGAAGGGGAAGCUAGUUGUGGUGGAUCUUGCUGGUUCAGAGCGCAUAGACAAGUCAGGAAGUGAAGGACAUACAUUAGAGGAAGCAAAGUCCAUCAAUCUCUCUUUAAGUGCAUUAGGGAAGUGCAUUAAUGCGUUGGCAGAAAACAGUGCACAUGUCCCAGUGCGAGAUUCAAAGCUUACGAGGUUACUUCGGGACUCAUUUGGAGGCACGGCAAGAACUUCACUAGUUAUUACAAUUGGUCCAUCCCCGCGCCACCGAGGAGAGACAUCUAGUACUAUUAUGUUUGGACAACGGGCUAUGAAGGUGGAAAAUAUGUUGAAACUAAAGGAGGAAUUUGAUUAUAAAAGUUUAUCAAGAAGGUUAGAUAUACAACUAGACAAACUUAUUGCGGAACAUGAAAGGCAGCAGAAAGCAUUCAAGGACGAAAUUGAAAGGAUAACUGUGGAGGCACAAAAUCAGAUAUCUGAGGUCGAAAGGAAUUAUGCUGAUUCAUUGGAGAAAGAAAGGUUGAAAUAUCAGAAAGAUUAUAUGGAAUCGAUAAAGAAGCUUGAAGAGCAAUUGAUGAUGAAUCAACGAAAUUGUGGCGGUGAAAAAAUCACGAAUGGACCAAAAGACGAUGGUGCUAAUGUAACAUCUAACAAAGAGAAUUUGUCGGCAAUUGAGGAGGUUGUUGAGCUUAAAAAACUGCUUCAGAAAGAAACUCAUCUGAGGAAGGCUGCUGAAGAGGAAGUCAGUAAUCUCAAAAAUCAGCUUUCUCAAUGGAAAAGGUCAGAGACAGCGGGGAAUGCUGAAAUCUUGAAGCUCCGCACAAUGCUGGAAGAUGAGACCCAUCAGAAAGAGAAACUAGAAGGAGAAAUAGCAGUACUACAAAGUCAGUUGAUGCAAAUAAGUUUUGAAGCUGAUGAGACGAGAAAACGACUUGAUCUGAAUGAGCCUGGGAGAAUUCUUGGUGGUAUAGAUUCUCUUAUGGAUCAAGUGAGGCAUCCACAGCUUAAAGAUUCAGGAAACGAAGAGAAGGCCUCAAUAGCCAAACUCUUUGAGCAAGUGGGAUUGCAAAAGAUCUUAUCUUUGCUAGAAGCAGAAGAUGCUGAUGUGCGAAUUCACGCUGUUAAAGUUGUAGCAAAUCUUGCAGCUGAAGAGUCAAACCAAGAGAAGAUUGUACAAGCUGGAGGUCUAACAUCCUUGCUGAUGCUGCUUAAAAGCUCCGAGGAAGAAACCAUACAUAGAGUUGCUGCUGGUGCAAUUGCAAAUCUUGCAAUGAACGAAAGCAACCAGGAGCUUAUAAUGGCUCAGGGAGGAAUUAGUUUACUGUCAAUGACAGCAGCCAAUGCUGAAGAUCCACAAACCCUUCGGAUGGUUGCUGGAGCGAUUGCUAACCUUUGCGGCAAUGAUAAAUUACAGACAAAGCUACGGGGUGAAGGGGGGAUAAAGGCGUUGCUAGGAAUGGUCAGAAGUGGACAUCCUGAUGUUCUUGCUCAAGUUGCUCGUGGAAUAGCAAACUUUGCGAAAUGCGAAUCUAGAGCAUCCACACAAGGGACGAAGCCCAGAAGGUCUCUUUUGAUCGAGGACGGUGCACUUCCUUGGAUUGUACAGAAUGCCAACAAUGAUGCCUCGGCCAUCAGACGCCACAUUGAGCUUGCUCUCUGCCACUUAGCACAACAUGAAGCCAACGCAAGAGAAAUGAUCACUGGAGGCGCACUAUGGGAAUUGGUUCGUAUCUCACGAGACUGUUCACGCGAAGACAUCCGAAAUCUUGCGCAAAAAAUGCUGACUUCAAGCCCUACUUUCCUUGCUGAACUGAGGCGGCUACGGAUAGACUAUUGACUAGUUUGUGGUAUGCAUGUUUGUGAUUUUUGGCUAACUGAAGGUUGUAUGGGGGGAUGUAAUUUUGUUGAAGAAUUUGGUUUCUAGUCAAACAAAGAACGCUUCCACGUCCAACAUCGCCCAGCUUUGUUCCUGCCGAGGUCAUCAGCUGGUCCAUUUUGGUUUAUAGUAGUCAUAUAAUAAUAUGUAGUUUGAUUAUUACAUCUAAAUUUGUUGAUUAUAUUAUGUCUUCUUGUCUCUCAUUUAUGUUUUUAUCUUGGUGUGACCCUGCAGUGUUAGCUUCUCACGAUCAGUUUGUAUAUUUAUUGUAUAGUAAUAAAUUGGAAAAGCAGGAAAAUGA
Morus notabilis is the source of this 3204-nucleotide messenger RNA. Its product is annotated as kinesin-like protein KIN-UA. NCBI's taxonomy places the organism in Eukaryota, Viridiplantae, Streptophyta, Magnoliopsida, Rosales, Moraceae. The transcript is spliced from 19 exons. Bases 120 to 2864 code for a protein of 914 amino acids. The record is from RefSeq and is a predicted model, not a curated record. Gene Ontology annotation, biological process: microtubule-based movement. Gene Ontology annotation, molecular function: microtubule motor activity; microtubule binding; ATP binding.